Stomoxys calcitrans (stable fly) is the source of this 2491-nucleotide messenger RNA. RefSeq names its product polycystin-2-like protein 1 (gene Pkd2). The transcript has 10 exons. Gene Ontology annotation, cellular component: membrane. The coding region runs from base 51 to 2099 and encodes 682 amino acids. Gene Ontology annotation, biological process: detection of mechanical stimulus. The record is from RefSeq and is a predicted model, not a curated record. Gene Ontology annotation, molecular function: calcium ion binding; calcium channel activity. NCBI's taxonomy places the organism in Eukaryota, Metazoa, Arthropoda, Insecta, Diptera, Muscidae.
CCCAAUACAAUAUUCAAUUAAAGUCACAUUUAAAAAUAAAAUUUUUAAACAUGUUCAUACCUCGAUUUUUACUUGGAAAAUAUAAAAAUAAACUAAAGCACCCUAACGUUCUGCGCAGGAAGUCGGAUGCAAUAAAAUACGACAGCGAUGAAGCUGUAAAAGAAGCGUUAUGCGAAAUUCUCACAUAUAGCGUGUUCCUGAUAGCAAGCACAAUAGUGGCCAAUGCCUCCCAUCAUUUGUACAUGUUCUAUUUCAACCAAACUUUGAAAAAGCUCUUCAUCGGACGAGAAAUGGAAACGAAAUUUGGCAUGGAAGUCCGAUUUGAAGAAAUAGUAACAACUUUAGAUUUAUGGAACUUUUUGGAAACAAAAUUCUUGGAUGAUUUGCAUGGUGAGACGUUUACGGCAUAUAGAAAUAAUGAACCAACGCGCACAAGAAAAGAGAAAACGAAAUCCUUUAACAUUACUGAAGAAGGGUAUGGACUGAAUGACGAUCAAAGACGUCUUGUGUUACGAGAUAAUAUUUUGUUGGGACCUCCACGUUUGCGACAAAUUCGUGUCAAAGAAAAUUCUUGUCAUGUAAAUGAGGCCUUCUUACGAUACUUCAAUUCGUGCUAUAGAGAGUACUCUUACAAUUCUGAGGAUCGAAGACCGUUUUUCAAAAAUACCUCAUUUUAUACAUUGUCCGAUUUAAAGGUGAACCCGAUUCGUGGGGAAAUAAGAAAAUAUUAUGGCGCAGGCUAUGUUCGAAGUCUCACGUACGAUCGUGCAAUCAAUGAAGAAAUUUUGCAACAACUGAAAUCAUUAAAAUGGAUUGAUCGUGGAACCCGAGUUGUUAUCGUGGAGUUUGUGUUGUACAAUGCCAAUUCCCAGAUGUUUAGCAAUGCUAAAAUACUAGCUGAAAUGCCACCUGUUGGAGGUCUGGUAACAUCAUAUCAAUUCCAGGCUUUAAAAUUACAUUCAAUUUGGUCAGACUUCGAUUACGGAGUUUUUGCAGCGUCAGGGAUCUUUUAUCUUAUGGUCCUGCAUUAUACAUUUGAAGAACUUGGGGAAUUUAUCUCAGUUGGACUGGCAAAUUACUUUAAGUCGAUGUGGAAUUUGAUUGAUAUUACCGUGUUAUUGUUUUCUUACAUAUCGUUUGCUUACAAUAUUAUUCACCCUAUUUAUCUGAAGAAAAUUGUGCAAAAAUCCAACAAUGAUCCCAAUACAUUUUGGAGUAUUGAUAAGAUCUGCUUUUGGAACCUGCUGUACGUUGAUAUGAUGGCAGUAUGUGUAUUUUUGGUCUGGAUUAAAAUAUUCAAAUAUAUAAGCAUCAAUAAAACGAUGUUACAAUUUAGCAUAACAUUGAAAAAGUGUGCCAAGGAUCUUUUUGGUUUUGCCGUAAUGUUCUUCAUUGUCUUUUUGGCUUAUGCCCAAUUAGGUCUCUUGAUCUUUGGAACCAGCCAUCCAGAUUUUCGUAGUUUUGGCAUUUCUGUUGUAACUUUGAUGCGAAUGUUUUUGGGUGACUUUGAAUAUGAACUGAUUGAGAAGUCCAAUCAUAUAUUGGGGCCAAUAUACUUUCUGUCAUAUGUGUUGUUUGUAUUCUUUAUUCUGCUGAAUAUGUUUUUGGCUAUUAUUAAUGACACCUACGGAGCUGUAAAGUCGGAAGUCAACAGUGGGCAUUCACAUUUUGGGCCAUAUUUAGCAAAGUUAUUUAGAUAUAUAUUUUGUAGCGGUUGCAAAUCCCAUGAGACAACUGUUUUAAAAUCUCGGAAAAGGCAGAUGCAAAGUUCAGGAGACUUCCAAAUUAAUUGGAAUGACUUUGCCGAAGUUAACUCAAUUUCCGGGGAUUCGUUUACAAAUGGAAAUAUAUCUCCGACCGGUGGGCGUUUACGAAUGCAUGUUCAUGAACUGAUAAGAGAGUAUUUUCAGGAGCUCUCUGAUAGCGAAUACAAGCUGCAUAAUGUUUCUGAAAACCCAAAUUACAAUUACGAUUUACGAAGUUUAACAAAUCGCAUUACUCGGCUGGAAGAGGUUCUGGAGCAAUUAAUAGCAAACAUGGACCAGAUUUUGAAAUUUCAAACAAAACAACAAAUGAAGAACAAAAAUCUAUGCCCCUGAGCUGGUUCAAAUCUGUUAUUACGUACGAAUUCGAAUGAUGGGACCUUUAUCAUGCGAAAGCUUGGCAUUGACACAAGAAGUGCCCUAAAGUCUCCGCAUCCUUUUCACAUGCCCUAAACUCAGCCGCGCUUGGUGAAUCUAUCUUGUGUAGGUGUGCCUGCGCUAUGUGACUAGUGUAGAUGCCGAAGUUUGUUUGCCUCGUCUAGUCACUGUCUGGAUACAUUCAUAGGAAUUCUGCUGUCCUUCUGACAGCCUCUUCAUUUCAAUGUGCGCUAAAUUCAUUCGAAAAACUUUGCAAAUACGUUCGGUCCAGCCUUGUUUCUUAUGUCAACACCAUUUUCUAUAAGGUCGUUGAUAUGUCUAAAAUGCAAAUAAAACAACAAGGAAACUGC